Actinia tenebrosa (Australian red waratah sea anemone) is the source of this 671-nucleotide messenger RNA. RefSeq lists its product as uncharacterized. The record is from RefSeq and is a predicted model, not a curated record. Lineage: Eukaryota; Metazoa; Cnidaria; Anthozoa; Actiniaria; Actiniidae.
AUGUAUAUGGAGAUCGAGCAGUUGAUAGAAGUCCCCACACAGCUAGAUGAAAGUAACCUUAAGGAACAACUUAACAUCCUCGUGUCUUCGGGGAAGUGCAAAGAAAUGAUAGGCAGGGAACUUACCCAUGAGCAGGUCAAUAAGUUGUCGGAAGAGGAAGUCAAGAAGUUCCAUAAGAGGUAUGAGGCUGCCCUUGCAAGUAAGACCACGGACGCCGUAGCAGAUUCCGCUAUCCGACUUGCAACUAAAUUGCUUGGACUUGCACUGCCCAUAGACGACGUGGAGCAACUGCGGAAGGACGUAAGCGAUGACUACGUUAUUGCUCAAGAACUUAAGAUAACCUGCGGGUGGUUGUCUUUGAAGUGCGGCAAGUUAAUGGCAGUCGCCUCUGCGGCACUUCACGUAGCUCAGCAUGUCAACUUGAAGGAACUUACGACGUCUUGGAAGGACUUCAAGAAGGACAGAGAAGUCGAAAAGGUCUUCCAGGCAGCACUUGCUGAGGUACCUAGUCAAGUACCUGCAAGUGACUUAUCAAGUACUUAGUCAAGUCAUUCACGGGAAUUACCCAGGUCGCCUCAAGUACCUAGUUAAGUCAUCCUUAAGUACUUAGUCAAGUCGUCUUAAGUUGCUUAUCAAGUCCUUCAAGUCCUUAGAUAUAAAUGAGUGAAGCA